Molecule: messenger RNA, 743 nt
Organism: Paramecium octaurelia
Lineage: Eukaryota; Ciliophora; Oligohymenophorea; Peniculida; Parameciidae
Source: the annotation of a GenBank genome assembly
AUGAAUUAGCAAUUCGUUAAGUUUACAAAAUUUUGUAGAAGACAGAGAGCAGAGGCUUAUAACAAAACAAGAAGAUGCAUGGCUAUCUCUCUCACAGUGACUGGAUUUGAAUUAGGAUGUGAUGAAUCUGAUUUCACAAGCAUUUCAUACAUCAUUAGAGAAGCGGAAGCUUCAUUCACCAACUAGAAAUUUGAUCUACUUCGUGAGAGAAGAACAGAUGGAAUCAAUGUAAAGAAGCUGCUAAAGAUUAUGGCAAUGCUAAAUCUGCUAGGUAUUAAAUGACAUUUAAUUUUCAAUAAAAAUUUGAUCAAUAAGUUGUUUUGAUACUAUUGGGCUCGUCAAUAAAACGCUAAGAAUUGUUAGAGAAUAACUUUCCUUAAGGUAAGCUGCGGGUGACAAGAUUUGAUUAAUAUGAAAACCAUAGAUUAAUAUUCAUAAUGAAUUAAUACCCUCAUUCCUUUUCACUAAUCCUAAAAUAAAAGCAUCGAUCACUGAUUCACUAACUUAGAUUGAAAUCAAUAACAGUAGACGCCAGAAGAACACUUGUUCUCUCUCUCUCUGUAAAACUGGGAAAGGGUAAGUAGAGUCUUCUAACCCAUUAAAGUCACUGAAAAGUAGAAACAACCAUUCUGAAUAUUUUGCAACUAUAACUUAAUAUGCCACGAAUUCAUUUACUCAAAGAAACAAGAUAAAUGACGCUGGAGUCGAGUCUACGCUUUGUAUCAGAAAAAAUGAGUUGUUGA